Messenger RNA from Nicotiana attenuata, 567 nucleotides. RefSeq lists its product as uncharacterized. The transcript has a single exon. The record is from RefSeq and is a predicted model, not a curated record. NCBI's taxonomy places the organism in Eukaryota, Viridiplantae, Streptophyta, Magnoliopsida, Solanales, Solanaceae. The coding region runs from base 1 to 567 and encodes 188 amino acids.
AUGGCUAUCCUUGAUCCAAAUAAUGAUUCUAUAGUUGAAUCAACUGAUUCAACUCACGUCGCCAUUACUGAUCCCGGAGUCAACCCUAGCUGCCCUUUUUAUAUGCAUCGAUCAGAUAAUCCUGGUGCGAUGUUGGUGACAACUCCGUUCACUGGUAUUGGAUACCGAUCCAGGAUAAGAAGCGUUCUUCGAGCCCUCUCAGUUAAAAAUAAAGUAGGAUUCAUCACUGUUGAGUACAAACAGUCAGACCUAGAUUCUCCGCAAUUUCGUCAAUGGGAAAGGUGCGAUGAUAUGGUAACCUCAUGGAUCCUGAAUUCUCUGUGUAAGGAAAUUGCUGAUAGUGUUGAAUAUGCUAAUAAUGCCUUUGAACUCUGGAGAGAGUUGGAAGAUAGGUACGACCAGACUAACGGUACCAAAUUGUAUCAAAUCCAAAAGGAAAUCAAUGAUCUAGAUCAGGGAACCCUUGAUGUUACUGGAUAUUAUACGAAAAUGAAGAAGCUUUGGGAAGAAUUAAACAUGAUAAAUGCCAAGUCACAGUGUAGUUGUCAAUGCACUUGUGGGGCUUAA